AUGGCGACUCUGCAGACUGCAAUUCGUGGCGUUGCCGACUCAACGGCCGUCAUCAUCCCUUCGAAGCCAGACGCCCUAACCGUCACUUACAAGGACCUUGCGGCCGAGUGCGCUGCAUUCCAACGCAAGCUGGCAGCCAUUGGUAUUGGUCAUGGUUCUGCUGUGUCUAUUGCCGUAGUCAACUCGUAUGAGUUCAUCGUCUCUUUUGAGGCUACAGCUUGGCAACGCGCCAUCGCUGCCCCUCUGAACCCUGCCUAUAAGCAGGACGAGUUUGAAUUCUACAUUGACGAUGUCAAGUCUGCCAUCGUCCUGGUUCCCAAGGGUGCCUACCAGGCCAAUGCUCCGGCAGUGAAAGCGGCUAAGAAGUUCAAUGCUGCGAUUGCUGAAUGCUACUGGGAUGUGACGAAGAAGGAAGUCGCACUCGAUGUCAAAGAUCUCGGCCUGCUCAAGGGAAGAGCCAAGGAGAAUAUACUUCAAGCGCAUACUGACGAUGUUGCGCUGGUUCUACAUACGAGCGGAACCACAUCACGGCCCAAAGUUGUGCCCUUGACCCAUCGCAACCUUGUCCGUACCAUGGGAAACAUCCAGAGCACAUACAAUCUCACCUCGGCCGACCGGACUAUGCUUGUCAUGCCACUUUUCCAUGUUCACGGCCUCCUGUGCGCUCUGUUGGCUCCCUUCUACUCUGGAGGAUCGAUGAUUGUCCCCACGAAGUUCUCUGCCACCGACUUCUGGCAGGACUUUCAAACUCACAAGGCGAAUUGGUACACGGCAGUGCCUACAAUUCACCAGAUUCUUCUCAAAUCGCCUGUGCCCAGCCCACUGCCGGACAUUCGGUUCAUCCGCUCUUGUUCCUCGCCACUUUCCCCUGCCGUUUUCGAGAAGCUUGAGGAGACCUUCAAAGCUCCCGUUCUUGAGGCAUAUGCCAUGACUGAGGCAGCCCAUCAGAUGACCUCUAAUCCUCUUCCUCCCGCCAAGAGAAAGCCUGGUACUGUUGGUCUUGGCCAGGGUGUAGUUGUGAAAAUCCUCAACGACGCAGGCGAGGAGUUGCCUCAGGGAACUGAGGGCGAGAUCUGCAUACAGGGCGAGAACGUUACCAAGGGAUAUCUCAACAACCCCAAGGCCAACGCGGAAGCAUACACCCAAAACGGCUACUUCCGUACUGGCGACCAAGGCAAGAAGGAUGAGGAUGGUUACAUUAUCAUCACAGGGAGAAUCAAGGAAUUGAUCAACAAGGGAGGCGAGAAGAUCAGCCCCAUAGAGUUGGACAAUGUGCUGACAAGACACCCCGCCGUGAGCGAGGCUGUCAGUUUCGCCAUUCCCCAUGAGAUGUAUGGGCAGGACGUGGGAGUAGCCGUCGUGUUGAAGAGCGGCGAAAAGCUUGGCGCUGGCGAGCUCAAGCAGUGGAUGGCUGAGAGGGUGGCCAAGUUCAAGGUCCCCGCAAAGAUCUAUUUCUCUGAUGUUAUGCCCAAAACGGCUACUGGCAAGAUUCAGAGGCGCAUUGUUGCCGAGACGAUGAUGAAGCAAGACAAACCCAAGGCGAAGUUGUAG
Messenger RNA from Pestalotiopsis fici W106-1, 1551 nucleotides. Its product is annotated as peroxisomal-coenzyme A synthetase. The coding region runs from base 1 to 1551 and encodes 516 amino acids. Gene Ontology annotation, molecular function: medium-chain fatty acid-CoA ligase activity. The transcript is spliced from 5 exons. Lineage: Eukaryota; Fungi; Ascomycota; Sordariomycetes; Amphisphaeriales; Sporocadaceae. Gene Ontology annotation, biological process: fatty acid metabolic process. The record is from RefSeq and is a predicted model, not a curated record.